GUGUGGACCUUGUCACCGCCUGUGACAUCCGGUACUGUGCCCAGGACGCUUUCUUCCAGGUGAAGGUGAGUGACAUGGGUUUGGCUGCCGAUGUAGGAACACUGCAGCGCCUGCCCAGGGUCAUCGGGAACCAGAGCCUUGUCAACGAGCUGGCCUUCACCGCCCGCAAAAUGAUGGCUGAUGAGGCCCUGGGCAGCGGGCUGGUCAGCCGGGUGUUCCCAGACAAGGAAGUCAUGCUCAAUGCAGCCUUAGCGCUGGCAGCUGAGAUUUCCAGCAAGAGCCCCGUGGCGGUACAGGGCAUCAAGGUCAAUCUGCUCUACUCUCGCGACCAUUCAGUGGCUGAAGGCCUCAACCACAUGGCGUCCUGGAACAUGAGCAUGCUGCAGACCCAAGACCUCAUCAAGUCGGUUCAGGCUGCGACUGAGAAGAAGGAGUUGAAAAGCGUCACCUUCUCCAAGCUCUGAAGCCCUUGCGCCUUAGGCCCCAGCCAGGAGGCUGACCUUGACCCCUGAAAGGGAAGAUGGGCGGUGACUGUUCUCUGUGCCUUCUUACCCCAUCUCCCAGUUUAUAACUUUAUGACACUGACUUCCUCAAGCCCAAGGUCUUAUCUUCACCCACAAACAAUAAGCAAAGUA
Messenger RNA from Callithrix jacchus (white-tufted-ear marmoset), 635 nucleotides. NCBI's taxonomy places the organism in Eukaryota, Metazoa, Chordata, Mammalia, Primates, Cebidae. The record is from RefSeq and is a predicted model, not a curated record.